Molecule: messenger RNA, 9152 nt
Organism: Diachasmimorpha longicaudata
Lineage: Eukaryota; Metazoa; Arthropoda; Insecta; Hymenoptera; Braconidae
Product: serine-rich adhesin for platelets-like
Exons: 8
Coding region: 96-4352 (1418 amino acids)
Source: RefSeq, a predicted model, not a curated record
CAUUUGAAUGAAGUGUGUUGAAACGAGUUGAGAAUGUUCUGGUCCACCGUCAUAAUUUUGGCAGCUUGGCUCAGCUGUGUCAAUGGUGAAUAUCAAUGGUUGCCCAUUAUAAACUAUUAGAAAUAUAUGCCAAUUCAAUUGGCAUUUGUAUAACAGGACAGGCUGUACCUGUACAAGUGAGUGACUAUGUGUUAAAUCAUCAACCUGGUUCUUCCACCUCACUCUGUAAUCCUUGGGCCUGCGCCAAAGGCUGUCACACGUCAUCCUGUCAGCCAUGUAUACCGAUGUGUAGCCCUUGUUCGAAUUGCCCCAGGGGAUCCACACCAACAGCGAAUGACAAGUCCAACUCUUUGACACCAGAUCAUAAUUUGAAGAAUCACUCUCAGUUAGAAAAUGGUGAAAAACUCUUUUCUGGAACCACUGAGACGAACGUGGAUAACACACCCAACUUCACUGAAGAUCAGACAAAUACUAAUCAUUCUCCCAUUAGUGACACUUCGACUCUCAGAAACGCAGAAUUGAGUGCAGAUAUCAACAUCAGCAACCAUUCGACCACCACAUCGACCACUACUAAUCAGCCUCUCACCACGAUGCAACCGGAAGACCCUAAUCCUCAACUUUUCGUCACCCUAAAACCGUCAGACGGUAACGGUACAUGGAAUAUGUCUCUAAAAGUACUUGCUUCCAUAAAUGGAGGAGAACCAGUAGAACUUAAACAUGAGACAGUGAUAAAUAUAUUACCCUGUAAUCAGUCGUACGUGAAGCCUCCAUGUUGCUGUGCACAGGGUUACCUAUUAAAUCCAAAUGCUUCGUGUGUCCUCCCAAAGCCAUGUUCUAAUUCAAAAAAUGCUGAUCAAAGACUCAGUACCCAGACUUUAGCAGUUACAACUGCUCCAUCGAAUGUGAAUACCAUAAUCAAUGAUUCUUCCAUGGAUCGACAUGGAAUUGAUUCAGGCAAUGACUCUGGAAGUAAAGCUUCCACAGAUGGAAAACCACUGUCGUACAAUAAUGUUGAUGAAAAUCCUAUCCAGGUUACGGACACCACGCCUGUUUUAAGUCAGAGUGAACCAUUUAAAAUGGACCUUAAUUUCCCUAAAAUUGUUAACGAAACCGACCGAAACGUCUCCCCCGGAAUUAAUCUAACUGUUGAGGCCAGCAGUACUGUGUCAUCUAUAAGUGACACCCAAGCCUCUUCUACUAACACUAAUCUCGCCAGUAGCAAACUUCCAGUAACUGCGUCUUCCGUGGACGAUAAAAUAAAUGAUAUAAGGACUGAAGCACCAGCGGUCACGGACAACCAAAUUGAGUCCCCCGGAAAUGGAAAAUCAAUGCUUGAUAACAAUACUGACGCAAAUUUUAUCCCGGUUAACGCAACCACGACUUCUACGGGUCCAGAUAAUGCGCCUGAUUUCAAAGCCGAUGGAACCGUUGACAAGAGCUACCAGAAUAAAAUUUCCGACAGUCUGCCCCACACAUCUAAUAUUGAAAGGAAUUACACGUCUCAGGAAGCCAAAACUAUGACAUCUUCAGGUGACAUCCAAGAGCAAACUACUCACAUUAACACGGCCACUAGUGCAGCCGUUCCAAUAUCUAAUGUGUCUCCAGAUGAAAACGGAAAGAACGAUAUGGAAACACAUGCAUCCACUCACGAAAACCCCACAAAUAAGUUCUCUGGAGAUGGAAAUGAAGGGUUGCUGAACGAAACUUAUAAAACCUCGACUCAAAAAGAUACGUCCGGAUCGUCCAGCCCUCAAAAUAUGACGCCUAUUUCUACAAACAAUAAAACCAUUGUUCAGCACAAUGAUACCAACAUUUCCGGAAUAGGGAGUGAAAUACCACCUGUGAGUGCCACUGAAAGCCCUAUGAAGAUGAGCACCACUUCAUCUUCUGUGAGUGAAACUAAAACAUUACCCAUACAAACUACUGAAAGCUCUCGUACAGUCUCUCCAAUAACGUCUUCAGGGAAUAAAUCUGUAACAACUGAGGUACCUUCUAUCAACCGAACCAUUAAUGACUCUUCCAAGGACGAACGUCAAACGUCCCUUGAUGCUGCAAAUAAAUCUCCUGCUCAAGUAAAUACACCUGCACCUUCCGGCUCUAAGAAUAUCACAGAUACUUCGACAAACAAUAAAACCAUUGUUCAGCAUAAUGAAACCAACGUUUCUGGAACUGGAAGUGAAAUGUCAGCUGCGCAAAGCAGCCAAAGUCCUAUGGAGAUAGCCAGUAUUGUAUCUUCUGUGAGUGAAGCUCCAACGUCAUCCACUCAAACUAAUAACUUUGUUCAUACGGCCGCUUCAAUAACGUCUCCAGGAAAUAAACCUGUAACGACUGAGGCACCUCCUAUUAACCGAACCAUGAAUGAUUCUUCCAAGGAUGGAAAUCAAGAGUCCCUUGAUGCUGCAAAGAAAACUCCAGCUCAAAUAGAUACAUCCGUAUCUUCUAUCCCUCAGAAUACCACGUAUACUUCGACAAACAAUAAAACCAUUGUUCAGCACAAUGAAACCAACAUUUCUGGAACUGGGAGUGAAAUACCACCUGUGCAGACCAGUGAAAGCUCUGUGAAAGUGAGCACUACUUCAUCUUCUGUGAAUGAAACUCAAGCAUUACCCAUACAAACUAAUGAAAGCACUCAAACAGCCUCUCUAAUAACGUCUCCAGGAAAUCAACCUGUAACGACUGAGGUACCUUCUAUCAACCGAACCAUUAAUGACUCUUCCAAGGAUGAACAUCAAGCGUCCCUUGAUGCUGCAAAUAAUACUCCCAAUCAAAUAGCUACACCCGCACCUUCCGGCUCUCAGAAUACCACAUAUACUUCUACAAACAAUAAAACCACUGUUCAGCAUAAUGAAACCAAAAUUUCUGGAACUGGAACUGAAAUACCACCUGUGCAGACCACUGAAAGUCCCAUGAAAGUGAACACUACUUCAUCUUCUGUGGGCGAAACUCAAAUAUUACCCGUACAAACUACUGAAAGCUCUCGUACAGUCUCUCCAAUAACGUCUUCAGAAAAUAAACCUGUAACAACUGCGGCACCUCCUAUUAACCGAACCAUGAAUGAUUCUUCCAAGGAUGUAAAUCAAGAGUCCCUUGAUGCUGCAAAGAAAACUCCUGCUCAAAUAGAUACAUCCGCAUCGUCUAUCCCUCAGAAUACCACGUAUACUUCGACAAACAAUAAAACCAUUGUUCAGCACAAUGAAACCAACAUUUCUAGAACUGGGAGUGAAAUACCACCUGUGCAGACCACUGAAAGUUCCAUGAAAGUGAACACUACUUCAUCUUCUGUGAGCGAAACUCAAACAUUACCCGUACAAACUACUGAAAGCUCUCGUACAGUCUCUCCCAUAACGUCUUCAGAAAAUAAACCUGUAACAACUGCGGUACCUCCUAUUAACCGAACCAUGAAUGAUUCUUCCAAGGAUGGAAAUCAAGAGUCCCUUGAUGCUGCAAAGAAAACUCCUGCUCAAAUAGAUACAUCCGUAUCUUCUAUCCCUCAGAAUACCACGUAUACUUCGACAAACAAUAAAACCAUUGUUCAGCACAAUGAAACCAACAUUUCUAGAACUGGGAGUGAAAUACCAGCUGUGCAGACCACUGAAAGUUCCAUGAAGGUGAACACUACUUCAUCUUCAAGUGGUGAAACGCCAACGUCGACCAUUCAAACUAAUGACAUCGUUCAUACGGUCUCUCCAAUAACAUCUUCAGGGAACAAACCUGUAACGACUGAGAUACUUUCUAUUGACAAACACAUCAAUGACUCCACCAAGGAUGGAAAUGAAGUGUUGUUCAAUACAAAUAAAACUCCUGUUCAACUAGAUACACCCGCAUCUUCUAUCCCCCAGAAUAUCACGAAUUUUUCGCUAAACAGUACGACUAUUGCCGAACACAAUGAAACCAAAAUUUAUCGAAAUGGAAGUGAAAUCUCAACUGUGCAAACCACUGAAAGCUCUGUAGAAGUGAGCAGUACGGUAUUUCCUGUGACUGAAGCUCAAUCGGUACUCUUCAAAACUAACGCUCACAUCGAUAAAAAUAUAUCGAUUCGUACGGAACCAGAGGAACCUAUUUUCAAUAACUCCAUGAGUGAGCUGCAUAACAGUGCUAUGAGCGAGAUCCAAACGUCAUCAAUGAAUAAGACCAUAAAAGCUACUGCGCCAGCUCCAGCGCCCACCAUCGGGAAUUUGCCAGGCAAAUUGUCUGAGGAUGAUGAGCAGGAUAUCGAUCCACAAAAUUUGUUCCUAGAAGAGUUGCAACCGAAUGCUCAGCCCCAGAAACGUAACAUCUUUCAGUUUAGUAAAUUUUACUUAAAUCAAUUAAAGAAGUUCGUUGAAGGGGACGAGGAUUCACCCUUCAUUUGAAUUUUCACUCGAAUGCCGUUCUCAUUAUUUUAAUCAUUUGUAUUUAUAAAUUCUAUAUCCACUACACCCUAUUUAUUAUUCGGUAUACCUAGAGAACUAUUCAGUAAAAACAACGUGAAGCUUCCAUAAUUUUCACGUGAGAACAAAGGUCCAAUAAAAAUUGUGAAGGGUCUGAUAAAAAGUAUGAAAUGUUCCCUAAAAAUUACGCCUUUCACUAUGUACUAUUUACGGAGCGUUUCGUAUUUUUUAUCGGACCCUUCAUAAUUUUUAUCGGACCAUUGUUUUUUCUCACGAAUUACGAAACUGUCGAGUAUUUUUUAUUGAACUAUUUCUCUCCGUAUAAUCAAGUCAUUAACGUGUUGUAAAAUCAUAUAUAAUUCAUAAACAUCAUGUCUUGUAGAAGAACCAAAUAAAAAAAAUACAACUUCUUUUUCGUAUCAAUUACGCAAUGAAGUCAUCACCAUAAUCAAUACAAUUGUCAACUGAAGUAGAUAUCUCUGUUUCAUGUGAAAAUUGUUGAAUAGACGAAAUCAAUAUUCAAUAAAUUCAAUCGUGUUUCCCAUGCUACCCGAUAUUACUUGUAAAAUUAUUUAAAUUAAUCAGAUCCCUAAAGACAACAAAGUAAAAAAAUAUUUCAUCUCAGAAAAGUCGAUUACAAAUAACACUAAUGUUCUUCAACCAUCAAGUUUAUCAAUAAAAUUGCCGGCAAUCCGACUAAAACGUACACAUAGAUUACUUAAUCUGACAAAAGAUUGCUUUCACUGUAGUAGGCUCACUAUUUUUUCAUUUUCGUGAGGUUGGCCGAUACAAUCAUUGUUGAAUAUUCAUUCCAGAAUGAAUGAGAGGAUAUUGUUAGUUGAAAUAACACGUAUCAGGUGAUAUCGCAAGCGAAUGUGCAUUGCUAUUCGAAGUCACGUUCUAGCUUCAAUUUGAUUCAUCUUUCUGAUAAUAUAAAAGGUGAAACAAUUUCAGCACUCAUUCGAGUCGAGUUCGUUAAAACAAGUUCAUUAUGGUACGAUUAAGUUUCAUACUCUUACUGAUCUGCAUUAAGUGUAUUAAUGGACAAUUUCAGUUAUUAACCGGAUGGAGUGGCUAUCGAUUCUACACAAGAUUCUGUCAGCCUAAUCCUGUCUAUGAUCAUUGGGCCUGUCCUCAGUUAGUCCGAAUCGAUUUGCCCUGUCAUCGGCCAUGCAUAAAGGAUCGCCUUCCCCUUCCCAAUAUUGUGAAGCUCAUUCUGAGACCUAGGGAAACACAUGGGGAUGGUAACACAGUUAAGCCUUCAAUGGAUACACAGACAGCAGAAGCUCUUCAUCAACAUGUGAAAAAUAUCGAGGAGCCAAUUGUUACGACAGCUGAAUUGAAUACCAAUAGUGAUAUAACUACUUUUACCGAAACGAUGCGGACAGUGCCAACUACUUAUAAUAGUACGGAACAGAUCAUCGCCCCAACUGCUGAACUGACAGCAAAGGCCGAAACCUUGAACUCCUCCAACCAAGAACAUACGUCUACAUAUCAAUCACCUGUCAGUGACAAACUGCCCGUUAAUAAAAGCAAAGAGGAUACAAUUUCCGAAAUAAUGUCUGUUUCCAACGAGGAACCUGAGGUGCAGGUCCAUAUUGACAAAUUAAUUGUCAUACCCGGGUCACGUAAACGAGUAAACGGAAUGCAAUAUGAUUAUCGUAAUCAUCUCGAUACGAAGAAAAGUCCUGACCAAACUAGUCGGGUAAAUAUUGUUAUCCAUUAUCACAAUACGGGCAACCGCAAUUAUGAAAAUAUUGAACUCGAGAAAAGUAGUGCUGAUGCAACUGGAGGAAUGUCGUCUAAUGCUGGAAAUAACGAUAAAAAUAGCAGUUCGAUCAAUCCAAAUGGAACAUAAUUAUUUCAUGAUGGGGCAAGAACAUAAUCAUGAGAAGUACAAUAUCCUGAAAGACGAUCUUAUUUUUUUCAAGCGGAUGGUCAUAAUACCCGUACGGGGAUUAUUUAUUUGCAUACGUGUGCAAAUGAAAUAAAUGGAGUUACCCAGUACUAAACAGCUGACAGAAAAUCAUGAAUAUUUCGCAAUGCGAACUUAUUUACCGCAAGUUAUUAGACAUAAUUUUUAUAUUUCAAAUAAAAAUAGUUCUUCGAAUGGGUAGAAGCAGUAUUCUGUGAACGCAUACUAGACGACACCUUUUUUUAAUUUAAUAAAGAAUUAGUAAAGAAUUAAACAAAUGUCGUACUUUCACUCAGUGGGUAAGUUUUUCAAAACGUCUGUCGGCCACCGGUAUUGAUUAUUCAGUGACUAUUCGCAGUAUCGGCUGGUGGUACAAUAUACCAUCAGCCCGUAUCGUUAUUUCGUUAGCAGUUGGUACAUAAACUGUUUGUCCAUAAUACAGAAAUCCUUAUUACCAGAAUCAAUCAUAGAAGGAAUUCAUGACUUGGUCUGCCCUGAACCCGUCAAUAAAAUGUUGUUAUUCAAAUUUAUAAAAAACCCUUCACUUUAUUUAUUUUUUCAGUUUCGUUUGCACUUCCAUUUGUAUUUUAUUAUGUUCUAAAAAUACUGAGCGUGCCUACCAGUAAUAAUUUAUAAGUGAUUCUGAUGAACAUAAUUUUAAUUGAGGGGAGUCGUUUGUAAUUUCAUAGAAGCUUUGCAAUCUAUUUUGGGGAUUAAAUUACUGGACGGUUAGGGGAAAUUCAAAAUUUGAGGUAGGAUACAAAAUGAAAGCAUCACCUUACUGGUAAUAUGAAGGCUUUCGUAUUCCUAAGAAUGUUGUAAUGAGCUGAAGCAAAUGAUUUGAUAUCAAGAUAAUGAAAGAAAAAAUUUAAAAUAUCUGGAUACAGCCGAACAUCUGAAGGCAUGACCUGUGCGUUUCUUAUUUAUUCCACGUUUAGUACGAGAAAACUAAUCGAUGGCUCAAUUAUACUAACAUAAUAUUAUCGAACUAAUGAGUCUAGUUUUCACUUCGUUACUACUACAAAAGAUUGAUUAGAAGUUGAAAUCCAGAUAUCAACUUGUGUCUAGGAACCGACUUGUGGACCUCUAUAUUUUUGUAUGAAAUUAGUAAAAUUUAUUGCUAAAUUGCAACAACAUUAUAUAGUACAAUAUGCUCCUUUGUUUUUCUGUUCCAAACAAACAACGAAAAAUCAGUUUUGUUGUUGAAAAAAAUAUUGCAUUUACAAAUACCACAACUAUCUUUAACCUCCUCAAAUUAUUCAGGAACGCACGUACCAAUUAUGCAUAAACGAAGAUAUGGAAAAUUUUUCAAACAAUCGAUAAAAUAAUUUUAAUUAUACCAAAUUGUCGACUGACAUGAAAAUAAUUUUAUAACUAAGGAAUUGUGAAGAAUAAAUAUUUUCAUCUUCACGAAUAUUCCUUGAAACUGGAUGAAAUUAAAAAUUCUCUUAGGACUGUCUCCCUGCAAAAAAUAUUUGUACCCUUCCAACAUUCUUGUAAUUCUGUUUGUCAUAAAACUCAAUUCACUCCCCAAAAAGGGUGUGAUGAUAAUUUUGAUAUAUUUCUUAGAUUCAGAGCUAUUUGUCAGAAACUGGUCAAUAGUCAAAAGCAACCCAAUUCAUUUUAUCACUUGAUUAAUGAAUUUUAUUGUACAAACAAUUAGUUUCUUUAUUGGAUGGAAGUAUUGAAUCUAUCAGUGUAUUCAUCAAUGUCCUUACUCCAGUUAUCGUUUUCAUCCCUCGCUAAUCCACAAUUAAGAUGAUAUUUUGUGUAAAUAUAUGGAAAAUCUUUGUCCAACGAAAAGAAAAAAUUUGGUACGUGAAUAUAGGCUUAAAACUUUGAUAACUAAUGCGUGAAAAUGAUAAAUUAUUCAGAAUGCUUGGAAGCUGUCACGUAUCCUUCAAUAUCGUACUCUUGUUUGUCGAAGUAAAAGCAGACUAAUCAAUAAAAAUCGGAGCACGCAAUGCAAGAUAUCGUUUGCGUAUUCCUACGAAAACUCACGUUUCAGCUAGAGAUUAAUUCAUCUUCAGUAAUAUAAAAGGAGAGGCAAAAUUUUCAUCAUCAGUAUUCGGGUUAAGUAUCGCUGAAAAUGUUCAACAUGGUCCGACUUAGCUUCGUUAUUGUCCUCGCCUGCUUCAUCUCUGUCAAUGCACGAGCCCGUGGAAAGAGAGAGGCGAAUACACAGGCCGCAGCCAAUCAAUCAAAUUGUUGUGUGCCAUACGUGCCCAUUUGCGUGCCCUGUUACGCUCAACAAUGCUGUCCAGAAACUACAACAACGACUCAACCGCCUCCACCGCCUCCACCGCCUACGACGACGCCUAAGGUACUCGUUGCGGUGGCUGAUCUAGAUUAUCAUUUCGGUAACGGCCAGUCAAUACCCAAGGAAUACAUCCGAGAACAACUCAAUAAGCAAGGUUACAACAUCCCUUCAACGGCCGGUUUGCCUGAAUUCUUCAAGUCACACCCGAAACACCCUAUACCAUUCAAUAAUACGCAAAUCAUUAUCGACCAAGAUGGCCUCUAAUGAAGAAGCCGCUGGGAACUCGAUAGCUCAGUUGCGAGACCACCCGAUGAAUAAUCGAAAGAUCCCGAUCUGGACUAUCCAUUUUUGUCAGUAAAAUUUUAAUGUAAAAUUAUAUCGAGAAUAAUCCUGAUUCUCUUCCUAUCUAAUCCAAAAUACUAUCCCAAAAUUUCCUGUGACGUCACGCUAUGUGAAGCGCUCUGUGACCACCGGAACUCAAUUGUAUCAAAUUUUCCAAAAAGUACCCAACGAUAUAACAUUGUUGAUGCGAGGAAAUGAUUCAAUUGAAGCCAAUCAACUGUAUUCACGUGACAUCAAUUUUAUUGGAAAUAAACAAAGAAAUCUA